AUGACGGCCGGAUACCUCCCUCAUAACCACAUCCACCCCGGCGGCAUGGCCAUCCCGGGCGUCCGCCACCGCACAUUCUCCUCCUCCUCCAACUCCGUCUGCAACUUCCCGCCCUCGUCAUCCUCGUCCUCAUCAUCCUUCUCCGCCUCGUCGACCGCCUCCUUCUUCCAGCUGCCGACGACCAAGCGGCGCAACAAGCAGACCCGCCUCAUGGAGCAGCAGCAGAUGGAGCAGGCCGCCGCCGCCCACGAGCACGCCACGCUGCGCGCCCAGGCCUGGCUCUACCUCAACGACUUCCUCGACACCUCGCCCGACUGGAGCGAGAUGCGCGAGCAGAUCGCCAUCGUCUGCGAAGCCGUCCCCACAAUGCCCGAGCUCAACUCCUACGGCGAGCUCGACGAGAAGGAGGGCACCGUCGCCUGCCGCCGCCUGUUCAAGGCCCCCGUCGUCUGGGACCGCCUCGGCCACAGCCUGUGGAAGACGCUGCGCGAAGCGGCCGAGCAGCGCGCCGUCGCCCGGAAGCUCUUCGAGGCCGCCGACUGGUCUGCCGCCCUCGAUGGCUUCACCGACGUCGACUACGCCGCUACCGGGGAUGCUUGUCGGGGUGGACGCCGCCGCGCGUCUGAGUCGACCGUCGGGACGGGCAUCAGCUCGCGCAGCUCGAGCGUCUCGCCUCUGGACAGGGUCAGCAACGACUGCACCGGCACCAAGGUCAAGAAGCAGUCGUCGCGCCUAAAGCUUUCCAGGAGGUUUUCGCCCUCGCGACGAGGAUCCUCCGACACGGACCGCGAGCUUACCGGCGUCUCGCCGCAGCAACAGCUGGACCAGCGUCGGGAUAGCUCCGACCGGUCUGCGACCCCCAGAAUCAUCCCGUCAAACUACUUUUCUGCCAUGCGGCGGACACUGGGGCUGUUUGGCGACCACCCACGGCAGCAGUCGCGGUGA
Molecule: messenger RNA, 945 nt
Organism: Purpureocillium lilacinum
Lineage: Eukaryota; Fungi; Ascomycota; Sordariomycetes; Hypocreales; Ophiocordycipitaceae
Source: RefSeq, a predicted model, not a curated record